Cladocopium goreaui is the source of this 1709-nucleotide messenger RNA. Lineage: Eukaryota; Dinophyceae; Suessiales; Symbiodiniaceae. The record is from the annotation of a GenBank genome assembly.
AUGGCCGGCGCCAUGGCUACUGGAUCUGGAGGUCGUGCUUCGAUGGUGGAUCAGAUGGUGGUGCAUGAGAAGCUGGAGGUGAAGCGAGGUGGCUCUCUCUUGCAACAAAAUGAGCACUUUGUUGAGAAUCGAACUUGCAGAGAUGUGAUUUGGGCAAUAAUCUUUAUCAUUCUUGCGGCUUGCAUUGCCAUUGGUACCAUUUGGACGAUCAUCAUGGUCUAUUCCUUUGAGAAUGUCGAGGAAGCGAAAGACCACAAAGUGUUCCUGAAAACUCAUGAGAACACAUUCAUCUAUGGUUUGAUGUCAAUUCUUGCCGCCGGCCUUGCCUCUGCUUUCUUCAGCAUUGCGUUCUUGCAAUUUACCAAGAGGAACACCGAGUGCGUUGUGUGGACAUCUUUGAUUCUUGGACCCAUGUGUUGCAUCAUCGCAGGGGCAUACAUCAUGACGCAGUCAUGGCUACUGCCUGGCAUUUGGGGCGCCGUCCUGGUCUUGCUUGGCGGGUGUCUCCUGGCUUGUGUGAUUUGCUGCUACAAAGACCUGGUUCCCAUGACGGUGCUGCUGUUGAGGACUGUGAUUCACGUGGUUGAGCUGCACCCGUCCAUUAUGAUCCUUUCUGUGAUCAGUGCCCUGCUCGCUGCAGCUUGGUCGCUGGCAUGCAUCACCUGUCUCCUUGGGAGCGUCAUCGUGGACGAAGACAUGAUGGUUCUCAUAAAGUCCAGGGCAUCGAAUUCUCCUGGGAAGGCAGCCUUGGUCUUCCUUUUUGCCUUCGUAUACAUUUGGGGAUCCCUGGUUGCCACAAACACAGCGCACACAGCAUGCGCUGGAGUCUAUGGCCGCUGGUACUUCGGGAAGGAUGGAGGUUCACCCGUUGCCCAAAGUUUGCGCGUGGCUUGGACCACAUCUUUCGGGUCGAUUUGCUACGGCUGUUUCAUUGUGGCCGUUGUGAGAGCAGUUGAACAACUUGUCGCCUACUUGAGGAAAGAGGCUGAGGAGGACGGGAACUGUGUCCUGGCCAUCCUGUUGAGGAUCAUCGAGUGCAUCAUUGAGUGUGCAGGCGACAUCAUUGAAGGGAUUACUGAAUGGGCAUACAUCCAGUGUGCGGUGCGGGCAUUGGGUUUCUGCGACGCGUGCUGGGCCACGUUUGCAGUGUGGUAUGCUGCCAGUAUUGAUUCCAUUAUUGCUGCGUGCUUGAUCGACCUAGUGCCUUUCCUAGGGGCACUCAUGGUAGGACUUUUGAGUGGAGCUACGGGUUUCUUGGUGUAUCACCUUCACGUGGUAGUUGGAGGCUACAACACCACAGUCUUUGCGUUCUGCUUCUGCAUUGGUUUUCUCAGCUCAUUAGCAGCUUUGAUGCCAUUGAAGAGUGGUUCUUGUACGAUUAUCGUUUGCUUCGCCGAAGAGGCUGAUUUCCUACGCCGCAAAGCACCGGCUCUCUACGAGGCAUUGGUCCAGAAACAGAUCGAAGAAGAUGCGGACUCCUCGAUGGGCUCAGCCAGUUCCUCUCGCCGAGGAUCUCAUCAACAUCAGAUCCAAAACCAGGGCGGCCAAGCGCGUGAUGUGCGAGCCGCGCCACUGAUGGAGAUGCAACCCCAAGGCCAACCACAAGGACGCUAAUUCAUGCCCAUCCUGCCAACAACUCCAUCGCCGGACCAUGCACAAAUUAAUUAGACCUUGAUGGAUUAAUGGAUCUUGAUAGUUCUAUUUGACGG